ACCAGCCAGACCUUGCGGUGUCCUCUCAUGUUCUCCUGCUGCUAGUAAACAACGUUCCUCACAUGGGGAGGGGCCGCGACCCUUGCUUGUUUGGAUCCAUUUUUAAAUAUUGGUGCUGAAGCCUCUUGCUGUGGCAGGACUCUUGUAGUGAGGGGUGUAAACAAAGCAUCAUCUGCAGCUCUCCUGCGUGAACAUCUUGUUCCUUUAUCCUUGAAGUUCUUUCCCCCACUAGACAACAUCCCUGCAGCGUGCAUGUGAGCGUCUUGCUCAUGUUCCAGCUGCUGUUUAAUCACAUGUCACCGUCUAAUACAGGAGUCAGUCAUCUUGAUGAAGAUGAGACCUUCACGGGUGUCUACGGAGCCCUUCGCUGGCACUGGCUUCAUCUCUGUCUUGUCUCAAUGUGUCCAGAACACGGUCACGCAUGAGUACAUCGCUCUUGCACUUGCCAAACACAUUUCCUAGAAAUGCUGGGAUGGCUUCAGCUGUUAAAAUUCUGCUGUAUUUUACAUUGUCAUUUGUCAUUUUGGUAUCAGUAAAUAGUGGGCCGUAUUUGUCUAAUUUAUAUCAUGAAAACAAUUCUUCCAGUUGUAGUUGUGUUGAAAAUGGCUUUCAGAUGACACUGACCAUGCUAAAAUGAAUACAUUUUUACAGUUUUUAAAUAUUACUGACGCUACUCAUCUAAUUUGGAAUUUAUUUACAUAAACAUGAAGCUAUAUUCCAGUCACAGUAUACAAAUAUCUGUUUAUAAUGUCGAAAAGCAAGUCUCACCAUUAACAAAAAGUCAUUUUAAAGGUGUUUGUUGAUUCCUUUUGUUAUGAGAUGUUAUUUGGGGGUGUUAAAUGAGUGUGAAACGGCGUGGCAAAUGUUCCUGCUGGAUUCCCUGGAACAAACCGAACACCCCUUUAAUUGGUAGUCGGAGCAGGAUCGGCCUCACCAGCUGUAAAUGUCAUUUCAUUUUUACAGGCGAGCCCUUGCUCCCGUGCAGCUCAGGAACCUUUAAGACACGCUUGACUUCGGUGUUUUGGCCGCACGCUGCCGACAGGAUCCCUUUAGGUCUGGAGGAGUGUGGAGGGGGGGGGUGUGUGUGUGUGUGACAUAUGACGAAACGUGAGGCGGAUUUAGAUGGUGUGCAGAAGCAAUGUACUUUUCUCAUUACGGCAGAUGUGUUUAUGUGCCACGUGUCUGCGCAGGACUUAAUGAAUCAACCGCCGGCAAUUAACUGGUUUAAUAGAAGAGGCAGAGCUGUUUAUCUUUUCAAGGCAAAGGCUGAAAAUGUGAUGUUUUGAGAGUGAAUAUUUAUGCAACUCUUAUUCACUUAUUAUUUGUCCCAAGCUUCCAUCGAUUGACUUUUACAUUCAUUAUUUAAAAAAAAAAAAGCUUUCAUGAAACGCUGUUGUCUUCAAGUAACCUUCGGCCUGAAAACCCGAUUGUUAUUGCACUGCUCCUGUUCCAGUGAUGCCAGCGCUGAUGAAAAAGCGAGUGCGUCACCGGUGCUGACGAAACAUUCCUCCACUCCUGUGACGCCAGAGCCUGCUCCGCCUGCAGACCCGGGCAGCAGCUGUAGUAGUGUGCAGGACUGCAAUGCUCUGUGCUGCCAGCUCACUGGCUGGCAUGCUCACCAGUCACAUGGCAUCUUACUGCUACACAACUGGAGAGUCGGGCUUGAAAAGGCUGGUGACUCUUUUCAUUUCAUUCUUGCUCAGAAAUGAUGUCUCGUGCCUCUAUGUGGCUCUGAAUUGCUGAUAGCAUCAAGAAAAGCUCCGCUGUUUUAUCGCUCUACUAAAAUCCAUGGACACGGAUAAAAAAAUGCUGGAAAAGUCCUGGAUUUCCAUAAAAUCUUGACACAGGUUGUUUUUCUAACUAAGAAAAUGAAGUCCUCUAUUAGCCGAUUGAAGCUGCAGAUGCUUUCCCCCCCACCAGUUUGACCAUGGCACUGAGCUAUUCGCCGAAAUAGCUCCAGAUUGGUUCUUGGCGGCGGCCUCGUCCAACUCAAAGCCUGUCAUUUGCAUGUUAAAACAUCAGCAGAUGGAUAUUUGGUAACUGGCACGGAGACCAGAGCCUCUGCACUUGCAGCUGGAGCCGUGUGAGGGUUCAGCAUUAUCAAUCCGUGGGGAGCCUCAGAAGCUCCACGGGCACAGCAUCAUAGUAAGUCAAAGUUACCUCCGGGGAGUUGCUGCUUCUGAGGCAUUCGUGGUCUUAAACAGCCCAUAAUAAUCCCCUGCUUUUGCCAGUGGCAGCAUGGGAAGCAGAGAGAUGAAGGGUGCAUCAGUAGAACAUAAUGUUCCCUAGAAAAGUACUAGUCAUAUCAAGUGCUUCUUAUCUUGGCUGCCAUUUAGAAUGUUUAGGAAAAUAAGUGCCCAACUUUGACUCACACAUUUAUAACCCCCCAUCUCUGUUUAACUUGCAUGGCGUGGGGAUUAUGGUUUGCAUCGUACGGUCUGUAUUUUUUUGCGCUCAUUUCUCAUCUCAGGAUUAUUAAUCUCAAUAGUUUCCUGUCUUUUAAUCGCAAAUAAGAAUUUAAAAACAUACUUUAUUGGGUUAUGUUAUUAUAUAUUUGUGCUUUUCUGUCUGGGUUGCAUCUGGAGGGAAAAAAGACACAAUGUUUUGGGCUCCUCCUGAGUUUAUAGACAGAGGAAGGUUGAUAACUUUUCACCCCAAAUCUCUUCUACUUUACUCGCAUUUCAAAUAUUAAAUCACUAUGUAUACUUUUCCCCCAGGCUGCAUGUAAAGCAUCACUGCUUACAUGUAUUUUAAAGCACGUUUUUCCAGGUUAACAUGAUCGUGUUCACCUGGCCCCGCCCACCUUGCCCAUCUCCACCGCUCGCCGUUCCUUGAGUCUUGAACGGGCCAUGUGCCAAUCCGCCUGACAGCACAAUCUGCCGCGGUGUACAGAGCUCAUCCUCAUGCAAAAGGAAAAAAAAACAUGUGAGAUUAUCGCUCUGUUGCCCUUCAUCGGAAACUCGCAUGUUUGAGGAAGCUUCUCUUCAACCCCUGUAAUCCAAUCGUCCUGCUGACAGGACGAAUUUGAUUCCCCGUAUAAGUAACAAGAUCAACAGGGAGAGCAGAUUACACCGGAAUCCCCUGUUAUAUCUCGGCCUUGCUGUGUUGAGUGUGGUGAAGGUAUGUUGUGGGAAAGAGUGUAGAAAUGGAGUACCUCAUAGAAAAGUAAUGCUACUGAACAGCUGUAUUUAGUAGUGAACAGUUCAAUAACCUGCUGUAGUGUCUGACUCGGUGCAACCUAACGCGUCCACCAGGGGGAGAAGUUUCUCAGCUUGUCUCAGCAGCAACCUAUUGGUCACCAAUGCACGCGUGUGUCCAGAGUAGUUUUCUGUUCAUUGCUAUGCGUUCUGAUUGACAUCCUCAUUUGUAUUCACCUCCCUUUUCAUGAAGCAGUGACCUGACAUCCUGUGGAGAGAUAUGGGGUCAUGGCGAACCCCCCUCAGGGCAGCUGGUCAGUGAUUGACUGGCCUCUCGUCGUGAAGGGGCUUCGAUGUUAAAUAUUAGAACAUGGCCGUGUGCUGUGCUUGUUACACGGUGCUUUCUGUGGAACCUACCUGAUCCAUUUGGACCUUUUUGGGGGGAGUGAAGGAGGUUUUGGAGGCGUACUUUACAUCUCCGUCAGCCAAACAUGAGCUUUGGCCUGCAACGAAAGGCAGAUCAUUAACCCUGAUAUGCUGUGUAUCAUGACCAGAGAGGCUCCUCUGAAGUCAACUCUCUGGCAGUAACCGUCCCCGUCUUCCUUCCGCUUGACCUCAGAGAGUGAAUUACAGCUCUAUAUCGCUGUUGUCACUUUACCUGCACUUAUUUCCUCCCCUCCCGAUGCAUCUUUACUCACUUAUAAAUAAUGUAGAACAUUCAGAGAGCGGGAAAUAAGACUGUCGGGAGACUGUUUAUGGUAAUGGCGAUGAGCAGCGAAGGGGAGGAAAAGACAAAUGAGCUGCGAAAACUCUCGGCCAGUUGAAGAGGGUGGAUUAAUAAAUUCCGCCUGUGCCCGCUCUCUCUGUAGUAAACAGUGGCUGCGAUGAGCGUGACUGUUUGUAGGCAGCAAAGAUUUUGGUGGCUCUGUAUAUGUGGUGUUUUUGUGUUUGCCCCGUGGCUGAAUAUUGAUGAGAGGCCUCUCCUCACCCCCUUCCUGAACAAUGUUGGGACAGGGUGGCACUGAAUCCGACUCAAGAGAAAGAGCGGCUCUGUCUUCCUCAACAAAUAUCACCCGUGGAAAGCUGCGUUUUGUACUGAACCUCGACUGUUUAGGCUUUAAAUUCUAGUAUAAAUAAGUUGUAGAAUGAUUCAACUGUGGUUUCAAAUCAUGCAGAUCCAAAUAUGAACCCAUGAGAGAUGUAUGUCGUAAGUCAGGUGUGUAUAUUUUAGGUGUUUUACUUUAUGUGAUUGGGAGAACCUCAUCUGGCCGCACAACAUUGCAGCAGCCCCUCCCUACUGAAGUGGCUGACCAAUCACGGCAUCUCUCCGAGACAUCCAUUUGAAGCUUGGGUAGUAUGCUUCUGUUGCCCGGCAACCAGAAUCGGCACAUUUCUGGGAGGUCCUGCAUGGACGGUCGUGGCUGUGAGGGACGCAGACGCAGGCGAGAGCUGGACAGAUGAUGCUGCUGAGCUGAGGAAAGUCCAGCGAGGAAGUUUGAGGAGGAGCUACUGUGGGGAUCUCUUCUCAGUCUGCGCUUGCUCUUCCUGGGAGUUUCAGGGACUGACAUUCCUUUACCUGUGAUUGCUUCUGCCGUGACGUCUCUGAAGACCUGAGGCGCUCUGCUGCCUCUGGAAGCGCCGGAACAGACCGACUGACCUGGAUAGAAGCUAAACAGAGACCAAAUAUAGAGCUUCCUUUUAAUGCUUCAUGAGGAGUUUUUGGUCCAAUUUCAGCCUCAAGGGCAAACUAGCCCUGAAUUUCUGGGGUGGGCAGCGACUGAGACAGGUCCAGGAGUGAUGUGGUUCCUCUUGGCAGGUUACGGCACUCCGGCUGUCGUCCAGUGGUGAAGCAACGGCUGCCCACGAGUGGAAUUAAUUGACUGGAGAAAUGAGCCUCUUUAUUCGGUACGGAGGUUCUGUUCUGGUGGCGUCCUGAGCUGAAGAUGUGGAAGUUUAAAUCCUUCUGCUUGGAUUACUGGCACGUGCUUUGCUUGCACCCGCACAGCAACUUUUACAAGAGUGUGGAAGGGGAUGGGCGGCCCAGUGAGAGCCAUUCCUUGGACGGGGGAGCGGGCUACAGCCAGGGACCGGUGACUCACGGAUCGGCCAUCAGCCCUGACCGGUUCGACGGCCCCAUCUACAGCCACGGUGUUCAACCUGGGCCUCAGCGUCUGCGUCGGCCCAAGCUCCAGCACUCGCAGUCCAUCCUCCGAAAGCAGGCGGAGGAGGAAGCCAUCAAGCGCUCUCGCUCGCUCUCAGAGAGCUAUGAACUCUCCGCCGACCUCCAGGACAAACAGGUGGAGAUGCUGGAGCGUAAAUAUGGCGGACGAUUCAUAACCCGCCAUGCUGCCCGCACCAUCCAGACAGCAUUCCGUCAGUAUCAGAUGAACAAGAACUUUGAACGCCUCAGGAGCUCUAUGUCUGAGAACCGCAUGUCCCGACGCAUCGUUCUCUCCAACAUGAGGAUGCAGCUUUCGUUCGAAGGGGCUGAGAAGGUGCACAGCUCCUACUUUGAAGGGCGGCAGGUUUCCAUGACCGAGGAUGGCGCCCCGUUGUCCGUGAUGCAGUCGGAGCGCGGAGACAUCGAGGUCCACCAGCCGGGGAACAUGUCCUCGCACCCAGCCCAGCAGGCGGACCUGUCGGACGCCAUCACGGAGCUAGAGGAUGCGUUUUCCAGGCAGGUCAAGUCCCUGGCUGAGUCGAUCGACGACGCACUGAACUGUCGCAGCCUUCAGGGCGACGAGGGUCCUGAACCCGAAUCCAUGGGCUGCCACGACAUUGACCGGGAUCUGCCAUAUCAGGUAAAGUCCCACAGACGGACGAGCGGGCGCCAUCACGAUGAAGCCAUGUCGUCCUACAGCGACGUUACCUUGUUCAUCGAUGAGGAGGACAUGCGCCCCGCGCAUGCUCUGUCCAGGUCGGGGGACCAGCCCUCCAGCACAGAGUCGGACAUCAGGUUGCGUUCAGUCAACUCCUCGCAGGAUUACUGGCCCAUUGACUGUAAAGACGAGGGCCGUGACACGGACACAAGCUGCCGCAGCACCCCCUCCCUGGAGUGCCAGGAGCAGCGUCUUAGAAUGGACCACCUUCCCUUGUUGACUAUUGAACCUCCUAGUGACAGUUCAGCGGAGCACAGCGACCGCUCCGAACGUGGCUCCGUCAAGAGGCCGCCAGUGUACGAGCCGCACGGCCACAUCGUGACGUCCUCCCAAGCGAGCCCCAAACAUAUUUCCCACGGACCCCCGCCGCGCGCCCCAUCCCGGGAUGAUGACGCGCCCUUGCGCCACCGCCACAGGCAGCUCGAGAGCCACCUAGCUAUCAACGGCUCAGCAAACCGGCAGAGUAAGUCGGAAUCCGACUUUUCCGACGGCGACAACGACAGCAUCAACAGCACUUCCAACUCCAAUGACACCAUCAACUGCAGCUCAGAGUCCUCUUCCAGAGACAGUCUUCGCGAACAAACGCUCAGCAAGCAGACUUACCACAAGGAGACUCGCAACAGCUGGGACUCACCUAUCUUCAGCAACGACGUCAUCCGCAAGAGACAUUAUCGCAUAGGACUAAACCUCUUUAACAAGAAGCCAGAGAAGGGCAUCCAGUACCUGACAGAGAGGGGCUUCAUCCCCGACACGCCGGUGGGCGUGGCGCACUUCCUGCUACAGAGGAAGGGUCUGAGUCGGCAGAUGAUCGGAGAAUUUCUGGGAAACCGACAGAAGCAGUUCAACAGGGAUGUUCUAGACUGUGUGGUCGAUGAGAUGGACUUCCAGAGCAUGGAGCUGGAUGAGGCCCUCAGGAAAUUUCAGAAUCACAUCCGUGUCCAGGGCGAGGCACAGAAGGUGGAGAGACUCAUCGAGGCCUUCAGCCAGCGCUACUGCAUCUGCAACCCCACGGUGGUGCGACAGUUCCGGAACCCAGACACCAUCUUUAUCCUGGCUUUUGCCAUCAUCCUGCUUAACACCGACAUGUACAGCCCCAACGUCAAACCAGAGAGGAAGAUGAAGCUGGAGGACUUCAUCAAGAAUCUCAGAGGUGUGGACGACGGCGAGGACAUCCCACGAGAGACUCUAGUUGGGAUCUAUGAGAGGAUCCGUAAGCGAGAGCUGAAGACCAAUGAAGACCACGUGUCCCAGGUCCAGAAAGUAGAGAAGCUGAUUGUGGGAAAGAAGCCAAUCGGAUCCCUCCAUCACGGCUUGGGAUGUGUGCUGUCUCUGCCUCACCGCCGCUUGGUGUGCUACUGCCGCCUGUAUGAGGUACCGGACCCAAACAAGCUCCAGAAGUUGGGCCUGCAUCAGCGGGAGAUUUUCCUGUUCAAUGACCUCCUUGUGAUCACCAAGAUUUUCCAGAAGAAGAAGAACUCGGUGACGUACAGCUUCAGGCAGUCCUUCUCCCUCUACGGGAUGCAAGUGAUGCUGUUUGAAAAUCAGUAUUACCCCAACGGAAUCCGUCUCACCUCAGCGAUACCCGGCGCUGACAUCAAAGUCCUCAUCAACUUCAACGCGCCCAACCCCCAGGACCGCAAGAAGUUCACCAACGACCUGCGAGAGUCCAUCGCCGAGGUCCAGGAAAUGGAGAAAUACAGGAUAGAGUCUGAGCUGGAGAAGCAGAAAGGGGUGGUGAGGCCCAGCAUGUCGCAGAGCUCCGGACUGAAGAAGGAGGCGGGGAAUGGGAGCAUGAACCGCGCCAGCCUGGACGACACCUACGCCAUGGGCGAGGGUCUGAAGAGGAGCGCCCUCAGCAGCUCGCUGAGAGAUCUGUCUGAAGCAGGCAAGCGUGGGCGUCGCAGCAGUGCAGGAUCACUAGACAGCAAUAUGGAAGGGUCCAUCAUUAGCAGCCCACACAUGCGCCGGAGAGCCGCCACCCCUCGCGAGGGCCCGACCCGUGACCACCCCUCCAUCCCAAACUCGGCGUCCACCUCCAUCCUGGGGUCACUCUUCGGCAGCAAAAGAGGAAAACCGCCCUCCCAGAGUCACCACCCCGCGCAAAGCCACCCCACGCUCAUCUCCCACAAGCCCCACCCUACCAACUUGCACCACACGGCGCAGGCGGCACAGCACCACAGUCACCACCCGCCGCACUGCCAGAUCCCACAGAACCCGCCGCCGUACCAUCACCACCACCACUACCACCCGCCGCCCCACACGCAGUACCACAACCACCCCGCCUACUCCUCGCACCCCCACAGCCACUACAGCCAGCACUCCCACCACAGCUCCCAGCAUGCCCCACACCACCAAGCGGGGUCGGCCCCGGGCGGCCCCAAACCCAAACACAGUGGGAUCAGCACCGUAGUGUGACGCUCCUGCGUCAGAGCGGAGAACUUUGAUACACCAAAGGGACUGAGAGCGUAACUCUAUGGCCUGUCCACUGUGUCCUCCGGCGGCUCACCUCCGACUUAUAUGCAGGAUGGAAUUUGGACUUCCACCAGGGGCCUUCAGCGAUUCUGGCCUGGGAUUUUAUUGUACAGGAAGUUGUUAUCCAUGCCCCAGUCUCCACCCCUCUCCGGACGAUGAGAAACACAUGGACGACUGUUUUCUCUGUUGCGUCAUUUCAGCCCAUUUCGUUUUUGUCCUCAAAUACGGAUCUACCGUCCUCGAUAAGAAGCUAGCCCGUUCCCAUUUACGCAACUGGAGUCCUACUAGUGCUGUAUUUACUGUAGAUGACCGUGUUGUCUCUAGCGCUCAUCGAUAAAUGUGCCAAUUAUUGAACUAGUUAGUCACCACUUCCUGUACAGUAUAGUGUGCGUUAAGUCAUCCAUAGGAUUAUACUUAUCAGUGGAAUCCAUCAGUAUUAUGACUGAAGGAGCUUCGGAACAGUUUCCCAGGAAGCUUGUUCGAUCAACGACGAACUGACAAACGUGCAAUAUUGUUUUGGAGAACAAGCUCAUUAUUUAUUUCCCCCAACCCCCACUUCCCUGUCGGUCCAAGGUGCGGAUUUCGGUGGAAUGUCUUAGUGAGUGACUCUUUGCAUGUGAUGUUGUUAAAGCGUCCGCACAGUGUAAACAAAUCAGUGUUAUCAUACGAAGUGCAAUCAUGUCCGAUAGAUUUGUCGAGCAGAUUCAGGGGAAAGACCUUUUUUUUUCGAAAAAAAAAAAAGAAAA
Molecule: messenger RNA, 9234 nt
Organism: Synchiropus splendidus (mandarinfish)
Lineage: Eukaryota; Metazoa; Chordata; Actinopteri; Syngnathiformes; Callionymidae
Product: IQ motif and SEC7 domain-containing protein 1-like
Exons: 14
Coding region: 5081-8431 (1116 amino acids)
Biological process (GO): actin cytoskeleton organization; regulation of ARF protein signal transduction
Molecular function (GO): protein binding; guanyl-nucleotide exchange factor activity
Source: RefSeq, a predicted model, not a curated record